GCGCUUCUCUUCUCUCUCCCCCCUCCCCCCACUGUGUGACGGCUGUGAAUAAUAGUUCCUUCCCAGCAGGCCUCGCCUCUCUCCUGCCCGUCACCCGCGUGUUCUCGCGUGGUUUCCUCUCCUCGCGGGGGAGGUUGCGUGGGGAGGGGGAGUAGAAGAGGAAAAGGGGUGGAGACUUGAAGCCGCUUCAGACCGCCCGCCUUCUCCGUCCUCCGUCGCGCCGCUUAGUCAAGCUCGUGCUCCUUGGACGUUCCUUUCCUGCCUUAAAAGUCGGUGAGGCCCGAGGCGCGCGGCGGGAUUGAUAGCAUGGGGUGGUGGGUGGGGAGAGAACGCGGCUUGGCGGGCGCUGAUUGGGCGGGGAGCGCGGCGCGAGGCUGGCCCGUAACGGCCGCGCUGGCAGGGCCGGUUGCUGGGCCUGCUUCUCCCCUCCUCCUCCCCCCUCCUUUCCCUUCACUCGCCCGCGCCCUCUGGCCCGGCCCGGCCUGGCGGGUAACAAAGCGGCGGCCUCUGUUGGGCAGUGACGCCGCUGAGGGAGGGAGGGGACGCGGCUGUGGCGGCGGCCAGGAGGGGCAGCAGCGCGGGACUCAAGCCUAGCCGGGGCGGCGGCGCUAGCGGGAGACUUCCCCCUUCCCUUCCUUUCCGGGGCCAUCGCUUCCAGCUCCUGCAGCGGCCGCCUCCGCCCGGAGGGCUCGGUGGGUAGGCCGUGAGGGAGGGAAGGAGGAGGGCGCCUCGGGUCGGCUGAGGGAAGAGUCUUCCGGGAAAAGGCCUGUUUCCGGCCCAGGCAGCGGCACGAGGCGGGGCACCCCCCCCCAACUACACAAAAAAAACGUACACACGGCCUACCCGUGUUUGUAGAUGGGGGGUGAAGGGUGGGGACACCUCCCGGGGCUGAGUGGGUGGCGCCUGGUGGGGAAGGAGGAGGAGGGGACUCAACGUUUGGCGAUUGCAUUUUGAAAAGAAUUUCUCUUUUUUAAAAAAUAAUAAUAAUUUUUAUUGAGUUUUCCAUUUUAACAAUCCAAUCGCAUCACAUUGAAUAUUCCAGAUUGUACAAAUACAUAUCAUAAAGUCCAAAUAUUUUGCCAAAUUAUAAUUUUUUUGUUGGGGGUUCCCAUGCUUCAAGUUCAGUAGGGUCCAAUCAUCUCAUGUUUCUACUGCCUUGAGCGUCAGAAUUUCUCAGCCUUUUUGCUUCAGUGCAAGAUGAUUAGCUGGCACGUUUUCCAAAAUCUGUAUGCGCUCGUGACUCUUGGUGGUUGUUUUUUUUUUGGGAGAGACCAUGGUGGGGAAAGGAGGAGUUUUAAAUACCACGAGGAUGGGUGAAAUAAGCCCUGUGGAUAAAACAGCUUUUUGCAUUCCCCCCUGCAUUUUUUGCAAAAGUGUGAAGGGCAUCUUAAGUUAUUUUCCUUCUCCCCUGGCGCCCUGAAUUGAUACUCUGUCCUGAUGUAACAUUAUUCCAAGGCACAUGCGAUUGGGGGGGGGGCUUUCCCCUAGCUAAGCAGUAGCCAUGGGGUUGCUGGUAAGUUUGGUCCCCUCAAAAUCCAAGCCCUGCCACCCCAAAAACGUGAAAGAGGAUAGCUAGUUUCAGUCUGGUUAUGCUAUAUGCUUCCGGAAUGCAUUCAGGAAUUUUGAGAAAUUUUGGCCCAUCCCCAAAACUUCAUUCACACCCCAAUACCUAGAAACAUGCCGGAGGAAUGUUGGCCCUGCCUUGUGUUUUAUAGACAGCUAUGAUUUUUUGGAAGAGCAGGUACUGUAAUCCUAAGCGCACCUGCUCAGAAUCAUCCCAUUUUGUUCAGGUGCAGUUAGUUCCAGGGAAGUGUUCAUAGGACUACAGCCUUGUUGGGGUAUACAGAGGACCACAAAUGCCCCUUUAAAAUACCCCUCUUGUUCUUGCUUACAGUUUAAUCUGGAAUGGACAGGGCUUUAAACAUUGUGAUACUCUUGCUGCUCCGCCUGCCCCCCCAACCCCUCCCUUUUCCCAUGAAGCCUUAAAUGCAGUUCAUGCUUUUGCUUUUUUGUGUUAAGGCUGGAUUCUAUACAUGCAAUUAAUACGUUUGGACUGAGAGCCUUUCUUUUUACUUAUAAUUAUGAAGUCGAGGUGUGAGGACAUAGCCACGUACCCCUUGGCUAUCUUGAUACAUUCAUCUUAUGAUUCAUCUCACUGCAGGCAGUGUCAGGCAACUGGAUCUAACCAACUUAAAAUCUAUCACAGUGCCCCUAGCCUAGUGUUGCUGUGGGGCAUUGCACUGAAAUAAAAAGAUUGCUGCACCAUUUAGCCAGCAGUGCUUGGAGCCCACUGACAUAGGAAAGGGCCCACAAGAGAACACUUUAUCAAGGAGCUAGUCCUGACUUAAUUAUGGCCUUACUUAAUUUUAGGCAGAGUACUGGUAAAAAUCAUGCGGUUGGAAGUGCCCCGAUUCCAAGUUAAGGUUGACCCCAAGUUCAUUAAUAGGCCUUUAUAGUCUCUUGGUCUCAGCCCCAGCGCUCUGCUGUGUUGAUAACUGCUGGUCCAGUAUCAACUACUCACCUCAGAAGUCAAAGUAUUUGCUCUUCAAACCAUAGAUUCAGAUCAUGGCAAUGCUUGAUUUGUUCUAACCAUACUGUAGUUGGUUCAAUUUAGAUUUAGAUCUUAGGGAAAACUGUGGUAAGAACCAACUGGGAAAGGGAGAAGGGAAUUCUUAUGCAAGGGGGGAAAGGAGGAAGAAAAACGCAGCAUGUUUCUAACCUCUCAGCCCAGAUUUAUUCAAUUUAGGCAUCAUAGAACCUGAAGUCUGUUAUGUCUUUUGAAACCUAGGAAAAGGUUUGUAAACACUUAAUGUUUCCAAACGUUAAAGUAGAAAAAAAUAGUUAAAUAAAAUAGGAAACCAUUAAGAUGCAUUUUUAGGAUGUUGCCAAUAGCUAGCUGGCAGGUGCUUAACUGAAGUCUUCCCAAACUCUUAGGGAUGAUCUGCUUAACUGAUACAUCUUGAAAAUUUUGUUUCUUUCCAUAGGGUGUCUUUUAUGAAUAAUCAAAAGCAGCAAAAGCCAACGCUAUCAGGCCAGCGUUUUAAAACUAGGAAAAGAGGUAAGCUAAUUAUAUGUAUGCUUAAAUUGUUUCUGUCUAAUACAGUUGGUCAUCUGAGAGAAAGUUUGCUUGUGGUCUGUAUUGUGUGUGUUUUUGCGCGCGCGCGCACACACACACACACACACACAAACACAGAGAAAGCUGCAUUGACAGUUUGGUGGAAAGUCUUUAGGACUGAUCUUUGAUCAACUACACCUUCUUUAUAUUAAGGCAGCUAUGUCUUACAUAUAACACAACAGUGAGAGUAGUGUCAAUAUCCUUGUUGUUGUUUUCUUCACUUAUCACCUGCUUUUAAAAUAAAAAUAUUUGUUUUAAACAAAAAUAUACUUUGACCUAAAAUCUUAAUUUUAUUAAAGCCAGUGAACUAAUGAACCCAUUCUCCUUUGUCUCCCAGUGACAGGUUUUUAGUCUGUUUAAAAAUCAGAUUGCAGCCUUUGAUUUAUCUGACACACUGAUGGUCUCACAUACUGAGCUUGAACAAAAUUGUUCACUGCGAGCUGUAUCCAGCAGCAUCCUAGCAUGAGUGAAAUAGACUUAUGCCCAUGCAGCAGGACUUCCCCCUUCCUCUCUGUCUAAUCCUGUAUGCACCCUUCCGCACCUGUCCUUCACCCAAGGAUCACAGGGUGGUUUACAAUAUCAGAUAGUAUAAAACCACUAAAAUACAUACCAUAGUAACAAACAAAAAACAACAAUCUACACACAGUUUAGAAGGCCAUAGAUUGGCUCAUUAGCCAAAGGCCUGGGAAAAGCAGCAGCAAUGGAUGCAGAAGUAGCCCUAACCCGGGUAUCUGUUCCUCCAGAGAGAAUGUAAUCCCAUCAAGACCAGGCAACCUCCUAUCCAUCCAGUCAAGAGAACCACCCACUAACAGUACCUCAAUCUUAUCUGGAUUGAGUUUUAGUUUCUGGCUCUCAUCCAGUCCAUUAUCUAGGCAAGACAAUGGUCCAACACAUCCACUGCCACAACUGCAGAUGUAAAGGAGAAGAAGAGCUGUGUGUCGUUAGCAUAUUGCACUCAGCUGGUUCAUGUAGAUGUUAAAUACUAGGGGGAAUACAAUCGAACCCUGAGGAACCCUACAUUGAAGGCUCCAUGGAGCCAUAUGGUAUUUCUACCCAUGGAUUCAAAUUUUCAUGGUUCUUUAAUGCUUGGCUUUAGGAGAGAUGUUUGUUUUAGAUGGGUAGGUGCUAUAUUUAACUUCAAGCCGGUCAACUACGAGCUUUCAAAGGUGUUAUGGCUAGGAAAGGGCCUUAAUUUUGCCUCUGCACUGGGCGUAUAUCUCUUGCUUGCUACUAUGACAUAUAAAUAGUUCAGCCAAGUUGCUAUGUGUCAUGCCAGAAAGCACAGGAAUACUAACUUGUGGGUAGUAAUUAUGUAAAGGAGUGUUUGUCUGUUCAGUGUUUCUUCAGGAAAAGGAGAGAAAAGUGUAGCUUUAAUGAAUUCUAAAGUGAAAUGUUGUUAUUUUAAAUAUUAUUUUGGUAUGGUUUCAGUUAAAUGACUUGUGAAGGUGAAAGCAAAUCUUGAUCCUAUGACUUAAAAGAUAUAGCACAUGAACUUCUGUGCCAGCAUAAAAACAUCACAAAAUUGAUUAUUGUCAUUGAGCCAGAACCCUGAAUCUAAUAUUUAGAGUUGGGAUAGGUCCAUGAUACGAGGUCUUAUUUGAACUCAUUUCUGUAAUCGACGUUCAAUUUUAUGGUGGACAUUCCAGCUUUUUUGUUUUGUUUUUGUUAAACCUUUGAAACUGAAGGAGCUGCACACUUCAUGUCAGGAUGUUCUAGGGAAAAGAGUGUAAUCUGCUGUUUAGUACUGCUCUGCUCAAAUAAGUGAGAAAGAAUGAAACUGAACUGAGUGAAAAAGGUGGAAUUCCAAUAAACAAAUUAGUAGGUGGGAGUGGGAUCCGGAAGCAGAAAUAGAUAAGUACUGUCUUGAUCUGCUGAAACAUGGUGGGUGAGCUGGAAUGCACACAUGACAUAAUACUGUGGUACAGUGGUGCCUCGCAAGACGAAAUUAAUCCGUUCCGCGAGUCUCUUCGUCUUGCGGUUUUUUCGUCUUGCGAAGCACGGCUAUUAGCGGCUUUAAGAAAAAGGAAACAAACUCGCAAGAACUCGCAAGAUGUUUCGUCUUGCGAAGCAAGCCCAUAGGGAAAUUCGUCUUGCGGAACGACUCAAAAAACGGAAAACUCUUUCAUCUAGCGAGUUUUUCGUCUUGCGAGGCAUUCGUCUUGCGGGGCACCACUGUAUUAGUCUUUGGAUAACAAAUGCUCAGUAUCUUGAGGAUCAAAGAAAACUGAUACCUGAGUUCUAAAUGUCAUAAGUGAAAGAAGAUCCUCUCAUAUUCAUGGAAUUUAGUUCCAUGUAAUAUUUUCAGAAAUUUUAUUUAUAAUUUUCAUUAUUACCAUCAUGUAAUGUUUUCAGAAGUGGAGUAGCAAGCAAUUAUAACAACUUUGAAUUUCUGUGGGUGGUACUAAAAUUUUAGCCCAUUAUAAAUAGACUGCUAAUUAAGAUUUCAGGUGCAGCUGAUAUUUUGAUUGCUUUUUACCAGAUAUUCUUGGCUUAAGAGAGUGCUCAAACUGACAGCACUUAUGGUAUGCCAAAAAUGAUUUUGCUGUGACUGUGGCCCUUAGUUUUCUGUCUGUUGUAUACUUCUGGUAUCUUACAGUGAGAGUAUCUUGUGUUCUAGUACAGAAAAGUGGCUUAUUUGAAGCUGAGAAUCUGGCCAUUCAAAGAUCUUGAGGAAUAUAGCAAAUUCAUGAAGGCAAGCGCAUGAAGUUUUUUUUUUAAUAGAUGAGUUUAAAGAGAACUUCUGCAAUGCAUUCAUAUGAGGGUUUUUAUAGAGAGAACCAGAAUGUAAUAAAAUGGCGAGAGGUAGAAAUAGCUCUUUGAACUGCUGGUGAGAGUUAGCUUGCUCAGUGAUAAACUGAUUUGUGUCAGAAUCACUAUUUAAAGUGAAAGGGAAAUACCUAUGUUUGUGGAAGAUUGAAGCAGACCUUAAUAGUUUCUCAGUCAUGAACGCUGUACUCAUGUUUUCCACAUCCUGAAAAUUGUGCUGGAUACUGGUUGAUAAUUCAGGUAAUUAUUGUCAAUUUACUGGUGCCACUCCAGAAAAAGAAGGGUGUGGCCAAAGGCUGAUGUGGAACCAUUUUAUUUUGAUCUAUAGAACAUGGGUGCUAACUUUUUAAAGGUAACUUUCUUUGAAUACAAAGCACACUUCUUGAUGGAAAAGGGUUUGUUUUGUAUUUUGCUAAAAAUACCAAACCAUAUAUCAUGCAAAAAGGGGGAAAGCAUAGAUCUUUAAAGGGCCUGGUGAUGGGCCUCUCCAAAGUGUAAUGGAAAUCUCCAGUAACUUUAAAGUGGAAAAUGGCCAUAAUAUGCUCCCCUGAUGUGCGGUAUAUUAAAUGCCAAUCUUCUAUCUCAGCAGUGUGCCAUACAGUGUAAUAGUUGUCCAUAUACAAAACUUGUUGUGUUUCUUUGAGUUGUGAUUAUUGAGAUGUUUUGGACUACAACUUGCAUUAGCCAAAUAGAUGUUGUAGUCGAGAACAUAGAAUCAUAGAAUUAUAGAGUUGGAAGAGACCACAAGGGCCAUCGAGUCCAACCCCCUGCCAAGCAGGAAACACCAUCAGAGCACUCCUGACAUAUGGUUGUCAAGCCUCUGCUUAAAGACCUCCAAAGAAGGAGACUCCACCACACUCCUUGGCAGCAAAUUCCACUGUCGAACAGCUCUUACUGUCAGGAAGUUCUUCCUAAUGUUUAGGUGGAAUCUUCUUUCUUGUACAGUGGUGCCUCGCAAGACGAAAAGAAUCCGUUCCGCGAGUCUCUUCGUCUUGCGGGUUUUUUCGUCUUGCGAAGCAAGCCCAUUAGAGGUUUACCGGCUUAGCGCUACAGUAUUAGCGGCAGCGGCAAAGAUCAGCUGAUAGCGGCUAGCACAGCUGUUAAGCAGCAAAGAUCAGCUGAUAAGCGGCUUAGCAUCAGCUGUUAAGCAGCUUAAAGAUCAGCUGAUAAGCGGCUUAGCCAUCAGCUGAUAAGCGGUUUAGCGGCUUGGGAAAAAGGGGGGGGGAAAGGAAAAAAACCCCGCAGGAACUCGCAAGACAUUUUCGUCUUGCGAAGCAAGCACAUAGGAAAUUCGUUUUGCGAAGCACCUCCAAAACGGAAAACCCUUUCGUCUAGUGGGUUUUCCGUCUUGCGAGGCAUUCGUCUUGCGGGGCACCACUGUAGUUUGGAUCCAUUGCUCCGUGUCCGCUUCUCUGGAGCAGCAGAAAACAACCUUUCUCCCUCCUCUAUGUGACAUCCUUUUAUAUAUUUGAACAUGGCUAACAUCUGGAGGGCAGCUGGCUGGCAAAGGCUGAUGUAUCAGCAGUAUGAACCUGUACAACAAGAGUGAGAGAUACUGGGGAACUGGGUUCGGGACUUCACAUAUACAGAGGCCAUGUCGUGCCCCAGCCCUAGAAGGCUCUUUUACCCACUACUGUACUGUUCUCUAGUGAAUUAGCAUGAUUUGAGUGUCCUACUUCCUGGUCAACCCUGACUCUCAAAGGGUAUUUCAAAGAAGAAAGGUUUCCAACCUUUCUGUUCCUCAGCAUCUAUUGAGGAGCUACAUUACAGAGUGGCCCCACAGUAGGUAAUGCUUCUUUAGAAUCCGCUUUCUUUCUUCUUUUGACUCAAGUUUGCUGUCAUCAUUCACAAUACCAGUAAAGAAAAAUCCUUUUAUCUUGUUCUGUGAACCACUCAGAGACUUCUGGGUAUAGGGCGGUAUAUAAAUUCUAGUAAUAGUAAUAAAAAAAUUUAUCUGGCUCCACUAUUUUUUCCAACUGCCAGCCUGAAUCUAACUGCCACUUUGUUGUGUGUGUGUUAUUUGUACCCAUAUAAUUUGUUGUGAUGAAUUUCAUUGAUUGAACUGUGUACCUAAAUUGAGGCCACUCUCUGUAAUAUGAUUUUAUAUUAAAGAAAUGUAAUAAAUAGUACUAUGUUAACAGAAUUUUUAUUUAUUUAUUUAUUGCAGAUGAAAAAGAGAGGUUUGACCCCACUCAGUUUCAGGACUGUAUUAUUCAAGGUUUAAAUGAAACUGGCAGUGACUUGGAAGCAGUAGCAAAAUUCCUUGAUGCUUCUGGAGCAAAACUUGAUUAUCGCCGCUAUGCAGAGACACUCUUUGACAUUCUGGUGGCUGGUGGAAUGCUGGGUAAGUGACCUUAAGAGUGGCUUUUUGGUUUACAAACGUGCUUGUGUAUUUGCAUGGCUGGAUCUUAAAACUAACCAACCAUUCAUUGGUCAUGAUCUCAGUUGCUACUGAUUAUGCAUCCUCUGUACCUUCCAGAAUAUAAUAUCAUUAGAGCUCUUUUCUCUGUGAAGGGCUUCGCAAAACACAGAAGUGACGUAGUAUCUUACGGUAGCUGUUAACAACUGAUGAUCCAGUUCAGUUUAGGAAGAUGAAAGCUUCUAGUCAGCCUUCAGUGUUUUCCUGAAAAACUAGCAUCCUUGUAAAAAGGUGGGGCUCCUAAUUCUUAGCACUGGGAAAUAUAUUUAUCUUGCUCCGUUUGCCAUUGAACUUUAAGUAGUUGGUUUUCACUGUCUGUUGAUUUACUUCACAUUGCAUUGUAUUAAACUUAAACGCUGUUCUAAUUAGUGAAAGUGAUCUUAGCCAAUGUUAGCUUUUCUUGUAAAACUAAACACCAAUUUCUCAAUAGCCCCAGGUGGUACACUGGCAGAUGACAUGAUGCACACAGAUGUCUGUGUGUUUGCAGCACAGGAAGACCUAGAAACGAUGCAAGCAUUUGCUCAGGUUUGUUUUGUUGUUUUUUUUAAAAGUGGCUUUUCUUGAUUCUACCUCCCUGCAAUAUAAACAUCCACAAAAAAGCAGAUUGCAUGUAUAAAGAGUUCGUGAUUGAGCCCAACAGGGAUUGUUGAGGGCUUAAUUGCUGAGGGGUACCUGCUGGCACUGACCAGAGCCGGAGCAGUGAUGGGCACAGCCAGAGACAAAAGUGUUCUGGAUUAUGGAGGGGCGGGAUUUCCUUAUCCUCAAGUCAAAUAAUAAGGAAAAAAGUUUUUAAAAAUCAGUUGAUUUUAUCAGGUAAAAAUACUGCUUCUUCCAGUUGUUCUGAAAUUACAUAGAGAGGGGGAAAGCCUGACAAAAUGAGGAAAUUGACAGAAAGAAAGUUACUGCUGGGAUGCAAAGAUUCUGGGGGAUCCCCUUGCUGGGGAAGAUUCUGAAGGCGCUAGGGGAACAUAAAAUGAAAGCAGGACUGCAUAUGGCCCCUAGGUAUCAGGUUGCCCACCUUUUCUAUGAAAACUAUAGUCUUAAUUGCUAACAUUUGUCUUUCAGGUCUUUAACAAGCUGAUCAGGCGUUACAAAUACCUGGAAAAAGGCUUUGAGGAUGAAGUCAAAAAGGUAUUGCAAGUUGAAACUAUUUUUUGGACUAUGGCCUUAUAGAUACUCCUGUAUAUUUGUGUGUUUGUUACUAUUCAGCAAAACAUUUAGACUGCAUGGGCACAUAUUCCUUGGCUAGUCACUUAGGGCCUGAAAGAGAAGAAUAAUUUCUGUCCCAUUUAUAAAAGUUCCAUUUUCUGGUUACCUGGAGGGUAUAGUUCUCCAUAGGCAUCAGAGUAAGUGGCUGUGCAGAAACUCCGUGUAAGACUUUCAGUCAUUAUAAUAAAAACUCCGCAAAAGGGAUUCCUUUUCUUGUUUCCAGUGAUACAUUCCUUUAUAUCUCAUGGUAGCAUUCAUAAAUGAUUUCAGCACUUCGCUUGUUUCAGGGUGUUGACUGUGACUUUUACCCUUUGCAGUUGCUGCUAUUCUUGAAAGGUUUUUCAGAGUCUGAGCGGAACAAACUGGCCAUGCUGACGGGUAUUCUUCUGGCCAAUGGGACACUUAAUGCGUCAAUUCUCAACAGUCUAUAUAAUGAGAAUCUAGUUAAAGAAGGUAAUUGUGGUAAACUAUUUUGGAAGUGUUCCCUGUCUGUUUUGAUAUUUAGAGAUGUAUUCCUGCACAGUGUGUUAGGUUUCUCUUCACCAGUAGAAGUCCUGUCCAACCCCAGUUCCUAGCAUAUGAGUAUUUUUCUCAGAAUUUUACACUACAAGACCCAGAUUUUUUUUAAGAUUCACAGGUUGAAGUAGGAACUAGGUAACAGACUGUGCAUUUGUUUUAGUAAUAGUGAAGCAAAACCUUAUCAUUUAAUCAUCCAAUGUGACCUUUGCACGUCCAGUGAGAGUGCUAGAAAACCUUUCCUCAUGAAGCCAGUCAGGAGGUGAUACACAAAGAACGAUUUCAUUAUCAAAAUCUGUUGACAGUUUGAGACAACAAACCCACCUGUGUUUUUAUAUGCUAACCUGUGCCCUACAGAUGUAGAUGGACUACAACUCCCAUCAUUCUUGUCCAUUGGCCGUGCUCUAUGGGACUUAUGGGAGUUGGGAGUCCAAUCACGUCUGGAGGGCCAAGGGUAAGUCACAUCUGAUAGUAGGACAGUACUAAGCAGGACACCUCUUCAAGAGUAUUAAAAGUAACCAUACAACUCCUCAUGCAGGUGUUUCAGCAGCCUUUGCAGUAAAACUGUUCAAAUCAUGGAUAAAUGAAAAAGAUAUCAAUGCAGUGGCUGCUAGUCUUCGUAAAGUCAACAUGGACAACAGGCUGAUGGUAAGUAAAUAAGAUAAUCUAUUUUUGCUGCUGAAAACAAAGUAAUUUGAGAUGGGCAACUUUUUUUAAAGUACAGUGGUGCCCCGCAAGACGGAAAACCCGCUAGACGAAAGGGUUUUCCGUUUUUGAGUUGCUUCGCAGGACGAAUUUCCCUAUGGGCUUGCUUUGCAAGACGAAAAUGUCUUGCGAGUCUAGAGAUUUUUUUUUCGCUUUUCCCCCCCUUUAUCUAAUCUGCUAAGCCUUUAAUAGCCUUUAAUAGCCUUUUAGCAGCUAAUCCGCUAAGCCUUUAAGCCUUUAAUAGCCGCUAAACCGCUAAUAGCGCUAAUCCGUUAAGCCGCUAAUAGGGUUGCUUUGCAAGACGAAAAAACCGCUAGACGAAGACUCUCGCGGAACAGAUUAAUUUCGUCUUGCGAGGCACCACUGUACACCGCAAAUAAUCAAUAUCAAUGUUUCAGGAACUCUUUCCAGCCAACAAGCAAAGCCUUGAACACUUCACAAAAUACUUCACUGAUGCAGGAUUAAAGGAACUCUCUGAAUACGUCCGGAACCAGCAGUGCAUAGGGGCUCGUAAGGAACUGCAGAAAGAACUUCAGGAGCAGAUGUCACGUGGGGAUAACUUUAAGGAUGUAAGUACAUUGGUUUCCUCUGCUCAUAGCUUAUGAGCCUCUUUGGUCUCUGAUACUCAUUUUUCGUAACUUUGGCAUCUGCCGUGGCAACCAGGGAAGGUGAAAGUAGCUUGGUUUUCUAGCUGCCUCAAUUGCUGUAACAAUUUUUGCUGUUAAAAUAUUUUCUUUCCGAGUGUGUUUGGCGAAUUAACUUUGCGCUAAUGUCCGCACAAUGUAAAAUGCUGACAGCAAGGUGGGAAGUAUGAAACCUUGUUUAAUAAUUUUUGAAAUAACUGCAGAUAUUUAUGAAAAUAACGAUAAUGUUCAGGAACAGUUAAGCAUGCUCACAUAUACAUUUGUACCUGUUCAGGCUAUAGCCUUUUCACCUGUGAAUAAUGCUAUUGUGUUUAUCACAUUUGCACCCUACAAGGAGUCCAGGAAAGCAUGCACUGGGUUAUCUUGAUCUAUGCAGUAAGCCCUGUGAAGAAAGCUGGUCUGCAAGAUGGUGACGUUCUCCAAGGCCACCGACCAGGGAGCUCUGUGAUUGAACAGGGAUUUGAUCCCUUUUCCUUGGCAAGGGUUUGGGACACAGCUGGCUGGUUUCACCUUGCUUCCUAAGGACUGGUUGUUGCUACAGUGCACAAACCAUAGAUGUUUUAGGGCUAGAGCUCCCACCAUCCCCAGGCAGCAUAGCCAUUGAUAGCUCGUGGUAGCUGGGGAUCCAAGCAAUUUGGAGGGUGGAAGGCUACCAUAGUUGAGCUGCCCAGUUUCUGUGCUUGGUUUCCAUGGUCAAUGAGAAAUGUAUUAAGAUUUCAUAUUCUAAAAUGGGGGUGGGGAAGGAGAAGCAAGAUGCCUGUGUCUAUAGGCAGAAACUGUAGAAAAGAAUGGGAAAAUGGCUGUUCGCACCUUGAGCUGUGUCUUGAAUUUCACAUUCUGAGUCUUGACAGAAAUGUCUUAAAAGGUGGUGCACAAUGUACCCUCCCUGCGAGAAGUGAGGUUACAGGGAACCAGGCAGUGGCACCCGCCCUGUGGAAGACCCUCCCAUCAGAUGUCAAGGAAAUAAACAACUAUCUGACUUUUAGAAGACAUCUGUAGGGAGCCCUGCUUAGGGAGAUUUUUACUGUUUGAUGCUUCAUUGUGCUUUUAAUUCUGUUGGGAGCCGCCCAGAGUGGCUGGAGUAUAAAUGAUAAGUAGUAGUAGCAGUAGCAGUAGUAGUAGUAGUUGUUAUUACUCAAGGGCGGUGCCAAGUAUUGUAGCAUUUACUGCUUGGGUAGAACAAAGUUAAUCUCUAGGCCCAAGGAAAUCUAUACCUGAAAAUCUAAGCAAAGCUUGUCAAUACACGUGGAAGAAUGUUAUGUGACACUCCCUGGAAUUGCUUGUCUAGAUCAUCUUGUAUGUCAAGGAAGAGAUGAAGAAAAACAACAUAUCAGAACAGACUGUGAUAGGCAUUAUCUGGUCCAGUGUAAUGAGCACUGUGGAAUGGAACAAAAAAGAGGAGCUAGUAGCGGAACAAGCCAUCAAGCACUUGAAGGUAUUUGUAUGUUCAUUUUUUAAAAAGUAUAUCAUAUAAGCAAACUUCUGUGGGUCUAUUGCCGUGCAGGCAUGGGUGCAAAAGCCACGUAAUCAUUCCCUCUGUAUCCAGCUGAAUUUUCAGGUGCUCAUGCAGAUAUCAUGUUAGGGGUAACGCUGAGGUUUGCAGACAAAUCAAAUGAAUUUUUUUUUUUAAAAAAAGAAUGUAGCUGGGGUUGUACAUAAAUGUGUCUCCCACCACAACCCACCCCACCCCCCGCCAAAAAAAUAGGAGAGAGGGAAAGCCCCAAACAGGCCAAGAUGGGACUGAACCUGCUCACUGGGCACAAAAUGUGCACUGGAAAGUAGGAUAGGGAAUGAAAGCUAGUGGCUAGAACCCCGAAAAAGAAAUAUUCUACGCUGCAUAAUGUUGUACGGUCCCAGUCAUAAUACUGCAUUGCCAAUCUUGAUAUGCAGAAAAUAGGCUGCAUAAAAAUGAGAACUAGAUUUUUCAGAUGGAUUUUCUUCAUUUCUCCUGAUUUAAUAUAAGCUUAUUAUCUCAUUCAGUGUAAGCCCGUUGAAAGUGUACCCUGAAUGCCACAAUGUAGGGCUCACAUUCUUCCUAAAAUGUUGAGUUCCUGGAUUUCGAAAAAUCUUACUUUGUCUGUAAAAGAAAAUGGAAAUCACUAAUAGCCGACUUGGCGGUGCAUGGUUCUAAGACUGGGGUGGGGAACUUUGGGCCCUCCAGAAGUUGCUGGACUAUAAUGCCCAUGAGCGCCCGCAAAUGUGGCCAGGAACAAUGAGAAGCUGCAGUUCAGCAACAGCCAGAGGACAAAAGGUUCAUUCAAUGGAAGUCUAUGGGAAGUCCUCUUAGAAGUUCCCAGACAGCUGGUUUUUGCUGUCAGGAUUUUUUCCCUUCAUGAAAGAGGCAUUUUCUGGCAGCAGGGUUUGAAAAUGUACAUGUCCAUUUUAGGACAAAUUACGUGUUGGUGAUUUCUGAUAAGCCCAAUUUUAAGCUGUAUUCUGGUGUAUGCUAGUUUGUGCAUAACUAGUAGGCAAAACAUUAUUAUUUAUUAAACUUGUAUACCACACUUCAUUUGAAGAUCACAUGGCGGUUCACAACAUAAAAAAACAAAAUGAAAGCACAAAAUACGUAAUACAAAAAACUCUCCAACACAUUUAAAAGGCACAUUUAUGGAGAACUGGGAAGCUGUUGAUCAGAAUAAAAGCGUGUGUGGGUUUUUUCCUGUACGUAACUGUUCUUAUAAUCUUCACAGCAAUACAGCCCUCUUCUUGCUGCCUUUACAACCCAAGGUCAGUCUGAACUGACUCUGUUGCUCAAGAUUCAGGAGUACUGUUAUGACAACAUCCACUUCAUGAAAGCCUUCCAGAAAAUAGUGGUGCUCUUCUACAAAGGUAAUGGUUUAACACUCAGUCAUGUGCAAAAGAAGAUAGAACACUCAAGAGUUUAACAUUUUAACUCUCUUUAACUCAUUUUAACUACUUAAGCUGUAGCUUCUGAUGCUUAUCAGUAAAGUCUUAAUCUCAAAGAAGAAAGCUGCAGCCCAUAAUUCCAUUAUGCCAGUUGAAAAGGGUCUUAGUCUUCUGCCCACAAUAGUGUUAACAGAACCCCGCCCCCCAUUGUGAUGUCAAGUGACUUUUUUGAGAUGUAGAUGAGUACCCUGUUGAUGAAAAUAGGGUGUCCUAAUGAGGCUUCAAGGGAUGCAGGUGGUGCUUUGGGUUAAACCACAGAGCCUAGGGCUUGCCGAUCAGAAGCUCCCAUUGUUAGGUCCCAGCUCCUGCCAACCUAGCAGUUCGAAAGCACGUCAAGGUGCAAGUAGAUAAAUAGGUACCGCUCCGGCGGGAAGGUAAACGGCGUUUCCGUGCACUGCUCUGGUUCGCCAGAAGUGGCUUAGUCAUGCUGGCCACAUGACCCGGAAGCUGUACGCCGGCUCCCUCUGCCAGUAAAGCGAGAUGAGCACCGCAACUUGAGUCGCCCGCGACUGGACCUAAUGGUCAGGGGUCCCCUUACCUUUUUAAUGAGGCUUCAGUUCCAAAGAUGUGAUUGAGCAACAUAUAAAAUGUAUUGCUUGAUGAACUGGUCAAGUCUAGUGGAAUUUACAGCCCAAACAAUGCUAAGACCACAGAGCAUGAGGAACGUGGCUUGGCAAACUUACUGGUGGUUGUUUUUUUUAGAGAGUUUGCAUUUAAGCACUUCUGUGCUUUGAAAACACAUGGUUUGACUUGGCAUCUGUUUUCUAAACUCUGCUGCAUGAAGGUAUAGACACUGCUUGCCCUAACCCCACUUUGUUUUCAACAGCUGAGGUUCUAAGUGAAGAACCCAUCCUGAAAUGGUAUAAAGAUGCACAUGUUGCCAAAGGAAAGAGUGUCUUUCUGGAACAAAUGAAAAAGUUUGUAGAAUGGCUCAAGAAUGCUGAGGAAGGUGAGUAAGCCUGAUGCAAUUCCGCUUUGCUUACUGUGCAUUCAUUUGAAUAAGUUUACAAAGUGUUCUCAUGCUGGAAUACUUGUUUGUUUUCUUUCAGAAUCUGAGUCUGAAACUGAAGAAGGUGACUAAGUUGUCAAAAACAGUAAAGCAAACAGGAGCAGUAGAUAAAAUGUCAUGUCUUUGUGUCCUGAUUCUUACAUCCUACCUCCCUGUAUCAAGCAUGAUAUAAGGGCUCUCAUGGCAAAUUUUUGUUUGUGUUUUCUAUGGUCAUUAGAGAACACCAGAUUUAGGUUUUAAAACCAUGUGUUAGUAGCUUACAGGAGCUAUAGAUUUGAUUCUAACAUUGCAUUAGUUUUUUGAGUUACCUUCUACCUCCUGUAUUUUCUACUGUAACAUAAUUUAAGGCCUUCCACAACUUAAAUUCAUUUUAUCCCUGGGUUUUCUAUAAAAAAAGUUUACAAGUAGACAUGAUUUGGAAAAAUGAAAUUUGUUAUAAAAAUUCUGUUUGCAAAUUAAACUGUACAAGUAUCCAAAGUAAAGAGGCCAUACUUGUGUAAUUGUGUGUGAAAGAUAACUAGAUCCAAGCAAGAGUGAUGGGAUUCCUAACAUCACAUCAUUCCCUGUUCAUAAUACCACUGCAAUUUGCAGUCACUAAGCUCAGUAUUCAAACUACGCUCUUUGCCUUCAGCUUCCUGGUUCUGGUGUUCUUGCAGUCUUAUGCAGAUCCUUGAACAAUCUAUUCUCUUUGAAAAAUGUAUUUUUCUGCCUUGCUAUUAGUUGGAAACAGAACAAAGUUUGCAUUGACCAUUUUUGAGCAAUGUUGUAUACUAUUUUUUAGCUUGUAGUAAACCAAGUCCUCAAAAAUUAAUGAACGUGACUAGGUUAUGUCUAGUGGGUCUAGAUUAUUAUAUGGGUCUACUUUUGAGUAGGAUGAGUGUUGAAUACCAUCCUUUUAAAGGUUAAAAGGAUUUGCAUUUUAGAUGCUGAAUGUGAAAGUGAAAAAGGUUCUGGAACCCCAAAGAAGCUCCAACUAUCAUUUAGAUUCCCAAUAAUUUACAUGGUUGGAGAAUGUAUUCUUGCUAACCAGGAUCAGGAAGAGAAAUAUUGUGUGUGUGCUCCAAUGCUGCUUUCACUGAAAAAGAAUGGAAGGAAAUUAGGCAACUCUUGCAUACUAUCUGCAUAAGCUAUCCCUAGUUUUCCUGUUACUAGUCUCAGACCCCCAUGGUCUCUGUACUCCCGAAUCUGCAAGAGAAAGGGGAAUUGUCUAAAUUGGACCCAAUUGUUGAUAGAGGAAAGCUAUUUCCUAUAGGCUUCUUUGUUUCUUUAAGUGCAUUAGGUGUUCUGAAUAUCCCCGGGUCAGAAUAUAUUCUGGUUACAUUUAGCAAGAUGUAAUAUAGCAGAUGUGACUCUAGUAGUGGGCCUACUGGUAGAGAAUGGACGAGUCAGGCAGUUCAGAAUAGCAGCCAGGGAGUGCUUCUUUCAGUGCAGAAAUACAUGGGUUUCUACGGGUGAAUCUGUUUCAGUACAUGCAGGUCCUGCUUUCCCACCCUGAAAUGCCAAAGGAAAAACUUGCGUGUCUGAUUGCUCUCCCUCUGUCCGUUGUUUCUACCCAAAAUGGCUGCUUCUGACCAGUGAAAUGUAAGUGGGCAAACUCCAGCUGUUUAGCUAUGUGAAUCAGCCACAUGCGUUGUGAGGUUUUGGCUGAGCAAAAGCCCUGUGUGUAUACAGUUCCACCAAGAUGCAGGUAACUACCUACUUCCCUAACAAAUGUUGCCAGAUUUUGGCAGUAAAAACUUGGGAAUAGGCUCCAUUUACAGCAACUGUGCCUUUUCCCCUGGUGCAUUCACCCUUGGCCAGAAGACAGGAUACUUCAGAGUUUUGUGAAAAUGCAGGUUCUGUCCUUUUUAAAGGCUUUAAGCCGGUGGGUUAUAUUUGGUUCUAGACAACUUUCUAGGGGCUAGAGAUUUAAAUCAGCACGCUUUGUCGAGCAGCUCUUUGAAACUGCAAAGGACAGAUUGCUGUAUGUAAGGGGCAUGUUCAACAAUACUGAUUUACAAUUUCCUCUAUGCUACCUAUUAGUUUGCAUAUCAUGUCAAACUGAUAAAGGUGUGGAUUGUUUAACAGUAUGCCUGAUUAGAAAUUUGAAUGAUUAGUUUGCCAAACUAGGACUUCUGUCCUUCUAUUAACUUCGGAACAGAACCUGUUGUUCCAACUGCAACAAGGAUGCAUGUGCGGGCUGCAGCCGUUAACAAAAAAAAGCGCAACAUUAAGGAGAACAUGGUUCUUUUGCAUUAGGAAAAAGAAACAGGCAAGUUCUUUUUGUCAAAUGCUUUAUUUCAAGUGGAAGGUUUAACAGAUGAACAAGACAAUAUGAAAAGAAAUUUACAGAUCUAAUUAC
This is a messenger RNA of Podarcis lilfordi (Lilford's wall lizard), 17631 nucleotides long. Lineage: Eukaryota; Metazoa; Chordata; Lepidosauria; Squamata; Lacertidae. The record is from the annotation of a GenBank genome assembly.